Messenger RNA from Zingiber officinale, 7472 nucleotides. Its product is annotated as thyroid adenoma-associated protein homolog. The transcript is spliced from 4 exons. The record is from RefSeq and is a predicted model, not a curated record. Gene Ontology annotation, cellular component: cytosol. Lineage: Eukaryota; Viridiplantae; Streptophyta; Magnoliopsida; Zingiberales; Zingiberaceae. The coding region runs from base 567 to 7133 and encodes 2188 amino acids. Gene Ontology annotation, biological process: tRNA methylation.
AUUAGAUUUAUGAAAUUUUGUACGAGUCUCCGUGCCCUACCCGCCCUCGCGAUCUCUUCGUCCUCGGCAGCUAGCGGCGGCCGCCGUUUCCUCCUUUCUCGUGGUCACCAUCUACGCCGCUUCGCUUGGCACGACACAAGAGCGAAGGGUGCAGCAAGCAGUCAUCACUUCCUCCUACCUCUUCAUCAGCCAUCACAGUCCCCGCGCUCUCCUGAAAGGAAGCGGGAGUUCAGAAGGAGAUCUUGGAUCGCAAUAGAAGUGCUCCAGUUGUAUAUGUUAGUUGCCUGUUCGUAUUUCUUCAGUAUUUUCCGUUUCAAGUCGAAAAUUUCUUGAUCUUCAGCCUGAAAUUUCUGAGCAUCUCCAGUUUAAUUAGCGUACAAAUGCGGCAUAUGAAGCAACAAGUCAUUUCCCAUACCGUAUGAUCAUUACGGUUCAUAUCCGGUUAAGCGAAGUCAUGAAAGAGCAAAACUAUUCUCCUGUCCAGUUAGAUUCUGAACAACAAGUUAUAUUGGAAGUUGCAAAUUCUUACUGAUAUAUCAAUACAAAGACACUAUUUUUAGUUCAAGAUGUCAGCGAAAUGGCGUGCUAUCCAGCACAGGCAUCAGUACACUUACAACUCGGUCAUUUUUCCGAAGUCCUUUAUUGAAGCCUUGAAUCUUGUGUCCUCGGAGGCUUCCUCCUGGCCAUCGGAUUUCUUUUCCCAAUUGAAAAUUUUGAUCUCCUUGAAUUCAACCUACUCCCAGCUUGUGGCUGUCAAAGAUCUUUCUUCAGCCUUCGUUCAGUUGCUUGCCUUUCCUGGUGUGGCUGAUGGCACACUUGCCAAAGCUACAAGACUUUAUCUCGAGAUCCUCUUCCUAGAUAAUUCCCUACCUCUUCACCGGACACUGAUCUCUGCAUUGUUGAGGAGCCAGAAGAUUUCUUCCAUUAUUGGCCAGUGUUUAUUAUCUCUUUGUGAGGAGUAUGCUAUUACAGGAAAAAGAGGAAAGAAGCGAUUUUUGGUUGCACGAGCAGUGCUAUCCUUGAUAAGCUACCCCAAGUUAGCAUUUUUGAAUGAGAUUGUGGAGAAAUGUUCAGGCUUUGUGGCGACUGAUAUUGUUGCUGGGUUGGGAAAUGUUGUUUUAGAUGUUCAGCAUGGAUGCUCUCCCUCACCCAUGGUGAUGGAGCAAUGCCAGGAUUCAAUGUCUUGCUUGUACUACUUGCUUCAGAGAUAUCCUAAUAUAUUUGUUGGUUCAGAGGAUUCUUAUGUUUUUUUUAAGAGCAUAGUAGAAGCUAUUUUAAAUGUUCUCAAGUCACCAUUUUUUUCCCGGGACUGUUUGGUGGCAGCAGGUGUUAGCUUCUGUGCAGCCAUUCAGGCUUUUAUGAGUGCUGAGGAGGUCUGUAACUUUAUUUCAAGAGAAUUCUUUGAUCUGAUUAGUAAAGGUUCAGGCACAGGGAAUUUGGUGAUGGAAAAACUAUUUCACAAUGAAAAUUGGAGUUUGCAUAUUCAGGAAUUCUCAGUUCUAGCAAGGCUCUGUUUGCUCAGAGGAAUGUUAACUGCCAUUCCUAGGAAUGUCCUCAACAUGCAUCUUACUCAACCUAAUAAUGGUUCAUUUUGGACUAUAUUGUAUGAUGGGACACUUCCUGAGCUCUGCAAGUACUGUGAGAACCCAAUCGAUAGCCAUUUCAAUUUCCAUGCCCUCACAGUCACUCAGAUAUGUCUGCAACAAGUGAAAACGUCUUUGUCGUCUGGCCUGACUGAUUCCUGUGGUGAUUACAGUCCCUUUUCUGAAGAUACAAUGUACCGUAUACUUAGGAUCAUAUGGAAUAAUCUUGAAGACCCUUUAAGUCAGACCGUCAAGCAGGUUCAUCUUAUUUUUGAUCUACUUUUGGACAUUGAAUCCUAUAUUUCACUAGGUGAUGGUAAUUCUGGAAAAAAACUAUUUUUACAUAAGAUCGCAGGAAAUCUUCUUUGCUUAGGGCCUCGUUGCAAGGGUAGAUAUGUUCCUUUAGCAUCUCUCACCAAACGAUUGGGUGCAAAGACACUUCUAGAUUUGAAUCCGAAACUUCUUUUGGAGACAGCUUAUGCCUAUGUGGAUGAUGAUGUUUGCUGUGCUGCUACAUCGUUUUUGAAAUUCUUCCUUGAAUGUCUACGGGAUGAAUGUUGGAGCCAUCAUGGUAUUGAGAGAGGAUAUGAUGUGUUCAGGGAUCUCUGCCUACCCCCUGUGUUGCAUGGACUUGUUUCUGGUAAUGUGAAACUCAGAUCAAACUUAAAUACCUAUGCACUUCCAACUGUGCUUGAGGUUGAUACAGAUAGCAUAUUCUCAAUGCUUGGUUUUAUCUCAAUUGGACCUAGCAUAAAAGAAUCCAUCAAUGUGGAUCUGAAGAUUGAGCAAUGUGUUGCUGCAUUGGUUUCUUUGCUUAAGGUUACACGCAUGCUUGCACUUAUUGAGGGGGAUAUUGAUUUGGAGUGUUAUAAUACACAAAAGGAUAAUUUUGAAUCUUCUGACUUAGUUGCUCUACUAUGCAUAAAGGGUAUUACUGUUAGAGUUCCUGCUGUUUGGUUUACUUUAGCAUUGAAACAUGCUGAUCAUAAUCUACGGAUAGAUGCUGCUGAGUCCCUCUUUUUAAACCCCAAGACAUCUACUGUACCUUCUGCAUUUGAGCUCAGCUUGAUGAGAACUGUGGUGCCAUUGAAUAUGAGGUGUAGCUCCACAGCUUUUCAGAUGAAAUGGACAAGCUUGUUUAGGAAAUUUUUUGCAAGAGUUCGCACAGCAUUGGAGAGGCUGGUCAAACAAGGUUUUUGGAAGCCUGAUGCAUGCUGUGAUAGGAAAAAAGUUGCUAAUCAGGACCCUGCUAGGGACCUUGCCAUCAGCAGAGCAGAAGAUCUUUUCUAUUUUAUGAAGUGGUUUAGUAGCUUUCUUUUUCGUUCAUGUUAUCCUUCAGCUCCAUAUGAGAGGAAAACAAUGGCCAUGCAACUCAUUUUGGUGAUGAUUGAUGCAUGGCCUAUAGUUACUCCCCAGAGGAUUCAUCAUCUCUAUCCAUAUGAUGAAGCUGUUAUUUCUCCAGAUGCAACACUUGCACUUGUGGGAUCUGUAAUUGAUAGUUGGGAUAAACUCAGAGAAAGUUCCUUCCAUAUCCUUUUAUGCUUUCCAACUCCACUCCCUGGAAUUUCAUCCAUUGAUUCAGUGUAUGUUCUGAUCCAGUGGGCUAGAAAACUUGUUUGCAGCCCACGUGUUAGAGAAAGUGAUGCAGGUGCUCUAAGUUUUCGUCUCAUAUUUAAAAAAUAUGUAUUAGGUCUUGGUUGGGAACUUGGAGUGUCUGAGGAAGCUAGCUGCCUCAGUCCUCAAAGGAAUGGAUAUUUAUACUAUAAAUCAAGCAAUCCUAUCAUUAAAUACUUGUCAUCAUUGAUUGAAUGGCUAUGUAUUGUUGUAGAAGAAGGUGAAAAAGAUCUCUCUGAAGCAUGCAAGAAGAGCUUCGUUCAUGGAGUUUUGCUCACACUUCGAUACACAUUUGAGGAAUUGGAUUGGAGUUCUUCUAUGGUUCAAUCAAGUAUUACUGAACUCAGGUGCUUAUUGGAGAUGCUUCUAGACCUAAUUAUGAGAAUAACUUCUUUGGCUCUUUGGGUGGUCUCUGCAGAUGCAUGGUCUAUGCCCUAUGAUAUAGAUGAUACAUUAGAUGACUCUGCUUUUCUUUCAAAUUUAUCAUUUGGUGUAACUGCACCUGAAUCUGUAUCUGAUCAAGGGGACAAUUUUUUUGCAUCUGAAGAUAAUGUAAGACCAGCACAACAAGUUGUUAUGGUUGGUUGUUGGCUUGCAAUGAAAGAGAUCAGUCUUCUUUUAGGCACCAUAAUUAGAAAAAUACCGUUGCCUAGUUGCACACUUUUAGAUUCAUCUGAGCAUGCUGAUGCCCCUGGAAGAUCUAAUGAAGUUGAUAUGUCUACUCUAACUGAUGGUGUGCUCAAUCUGGUCCAAUUAGAGACUAUCGGGAACCAUUUUUUGCAAGUUCUUCUGAAAAUGAAGCAUAAUGGUGCAAUCGAUAAAACAAGGGCUGGCUUUACUGCUCUUUGUAACCGUCUCCUUUGCUCUAAUGAUUCAAGGCUUAACAAAAUGACUGAGUCUUGGAUGGAACAACUCAUGGAGAGAACUACUGCAAAGGGGCAAACAGUGGAUGAUUUACUGAGGAGGAGUGCAGGAAUUCCCGCUGCAUUCAUUGCCUUUUUUCUAUCAGAGCCAGAAGGAACACCAAAGAAACUACUUCCAAGGGCAUUGCAUUGGCUCAUAGAGAUUGCAAACAAAUCAUUGUCAAAUAGCUCUGAAUUUGGUUGCAAUAAAAAAGAAACCAUUUUAAUGGAGAAGCCUUCAAGAUCGGCUGAUGAUUCUGAACUGGAAGGUUUAACGACUGUGUCUGCAAAUACAAAGAAAUCUCAAAUCAUAAAUGAGAGUGUGGUACCCACAGUCCAUGCACUUAAUGUUCUAAGAGCGGCUUUCAAUGACACAAAUUUAUCUGCUGAUACAUCAGGCUUUUGUGCUGAGGCUAUGAUUGUUUCUAUACGUUCUUUCCUAUCUCCUUAUUGGGAGGUAAGGAACAGUGCAUGCCUUGCAUAUACAAGCUUGCUUCGUCGUAUGCUUGGAUUUUUUAACAUACAAAAACGUGAAUCACAACGUAGGGCAUUAACUGGGCAUGAGUUCUUCCAUAGGUACCCAGCUUUGCAUUCUUUCCUGCUCAGUGAACUAAAGGUUGCUACUGAACUGCUUGGUGAUGGAUGCUCCAGCUAUCUAGAAUCAAACAUUGCAAAAGCUAUUCAUCCAAGCUUGUGCCCAAUUCUUAUUCUCUUAAGCAGGCUUAAACCGUCAGCUACUAGCAGUGGUGCUGAUGAUGCUUUGGACCCCUCCUUAUUUAUUCCUUUUAUUCAGAGAUGUGCAACCCAAAGUAAUCUCCGAGUUCGUGUUCUAGCUUCAAGAGCUUUAACUGGCCUGGUAUCUGUUGAAAAACUCCAGACUGUCAUUUGCAGUGUUGUUCAUGAUUUACCUCAUGAAAGACGUAAACUGGCAAUAUCCAGUGAAGAAGCUUCUUUGAGCCUCUAUCAGUCUGUUACUGUCGGUAAUGGAUUUGGAAAUGCAUCCACUCGUACUAUAUCUUUCAACUCAAUUCAUGGACUUCUACUACAGCUAUCUUCUCUUCUUGAUAAUAACUGCAGAGGCUUACCUGAUUUGCCAAUGAAAGAAGAGAUUCUGGGUGAACUGAUUGAUGUCUUAUUCCAUUGUAAUUGGAUUGGAAGAACCAGAUCAUGCUCUUGUCCUAUCUUAAAUAGCUCUUACAUACAUGUUCUAGAUCUUAUGCUUGAUAUCUCAAAAUCAUACACAAGCCAGCAUUCCACAAGAAUCAGAUGCUUGCUUCUUCAACUAUCUUUGGAAUGCCUGGAUGAAGAUAAAAAUCCUAUGUUGGCAUGGUACGAUCCAACUAUUGUUGAACUCAGGAGGCAGGCAACUUUAUCCUAUUUCAACUGCCUAAUGGGAAGAAAUUAUGUUGUUCCAGAGGCAUGCAGCCAGUUAUUAAAUAUGUCUUCACCAGAUGUGCCGAACCAGGAGGUGCUUGAUGUUGGCCCCUCUGUGUCUGAACUUCAGAAAAUGAUACUGUCCUCCAUUCUUGAUCCUACUUAUGAAGUUCAACUUGCAGCACUGAAGAAGCUUCUUCAGUUGGUCAAUUCGCUCACUCUUAGUUGCCAGAGUGGUGUCUUGCAUAUGUGGGCUAGGUCCAAUUUGCAUUCUGUGCUGAUUAAGUUGCUAUUUCUGGAAGAGAAUCCCAAAUGCACCUAUUAUGCACUGAAGGUUUUCUUUAAUUGGAACACUCAGCAACUUGAGAAACCAACUGAUUUGCAAUGCAGUAUUGCUGCUGAUUGUGAUUUUCUGUUCAGGUUAUGGGACUGGUUGGUCAAUAUAUAUGGAACAGUAAAGCGUAUAAAGACUCGAGAAAUUACACUGUGCUGCAUGGGUGUUUGCGUUAAACAGUUUGUCCAUUUGCUUAAUAGCUCUUUGUUCACUGGUGAAUAUCAGAUAAUAGAAGAGCCUGCCAAUAAUAUUAGUGAAGGUAAGCAAUCUGCUAAGUGGAUGGGAGCCUUGAGAUGCAUUGAUUUUUUUGUUACCCUAGUUAACAGUCAUAGUGCACCAUCUGAGCCAGUGAACUUGCGGAAGGCAUCUGCAGAAGCCAUAAUAGCUUCAGGAUUACUUGCAGAACUUAUGCCAAUUGCUUUAAUUGUGUCGAACAACCAUGCCGCCUAUGAAGAAACUGACAAUAUCAGUAUUGAAAAUUUUUUUGAAUGGCACUCAUCUGAGGCUGUUAGCUUCUAUGCUUGCAGGAUACUGGAUCUGUGGUUCUCAUGUAUCCAACUUUUGGAGGAUGAGGAUAAUGGGCUUAGACAAAAACUUGCAAAGGAUGUUCAUAAUUGCAUAGCAACAGACAAAAUCUUCAACACUGUACCUACCCAAGUGGAUAGAGUAAUUGAAUUGAGUUUCAAUUUUCUUUCUUCAGCGUGUGGUCACUGGUUUGAGUACAUGAAAUACCUGGCAAACUGGGUUUUGAGAACGGGUAGUUCUGUGAGUUCUUGUGUAGAUCUAGUCCGACAAGUAUUUGACAAAGAAAUUGAUAAUCAUCAUGAAGAGAAACUUUUGAUAUGUCAGUUGUGCUGUCUUCAUUUAGGGAAUCUAUUAGCAUCAAAUUCCUCAGAGGUUCAAGUUAAUCAUCAAGGUUUCAGUUGCAGCUGCAUCCAGAAGUUUUCUUUAGUUAUGAGAUUAAGAUUUUUAAGGCAGUUGAUAUCAUUUUCUAAGAGCUUCCCUGAAACCGAGGGAAUAACAGACUGGAUUGGAGGCAUAGGUAAUCACAAGAAUGCGUUUGUUUGUGUGUACACUAAUCUUCUUGGCAUCUAUGCACUCUCACAGCCACCACAUGAAUUGAAUAAGCUUGGGUGUCCAACAGAUAGUAAUAAACUCUACUUACUGGAGUUUGGGGAACUUGAACAAGUAAUCAGACCUUUUCUUAGAAACCCUUUGAUUAGCAACUUAUAUGAUAUGGUGAUGGAAGGACAUCAAAGGAUGCUCGGGGUCUCUCAAACCGGAGACGAGAGUGAUCGUUUUGAUCCUUAUUUUCUUCUAAGAUGACAACCACACUAUGUUAUUAUAGCUGAAAUCUUGGAGGCACAGGAAGGUCCAAUGAUAUAGCUUUGGAAGAUUCUUUUCAUGAAGUACACCUAUAUUCUGCUGGGUUAAGUUAUGGAGGCCAAUUAGGUAGCUUCGCAUAGUAGGCUGAGAAAGGCCACAUUAGCCACAGUAAAUUUUAUUGGGACUAUGAUCAAUGAAAUCUGCUAAUUGAUUUUUGAUAUGAACAACUAAAUUCAACACUUCAGGCUCUGUUUGGAGCCAUUUGUAAUCUAAACAUGACUUAUUUCAAUCUUGGUUGUGGAUGAGAAAUAGAAAUCAUUUCUUUUGAUUUCAUUUUUA